Molecule: messenger RNA, 444 nt
Organism: Angiostrongylus costaricensis
Lineage: Eukaryota; Metazoa; Nematoda; Chromadorea; Rhabditida; Metastrongylidae
Source: the annotation of a GenBank genome assembly
AUGUUAACGCUGCCGACUAUGUCUCGUGAAGAGCUGUUCAUUUCUCGUGCUAUGGAAAAUUGUGCUGUAAAAUCAGUCAUCGCGGGUGUGCUGGGCUAUGGAGUAGGUGUGGCCUUUGGUUUGUUCACCGCUUCUGUAGAUCCUUCACUAAGUAUGGUGGGAGGCGACCCAACAAAGCAGCUUACACUUAGAGAAACAUGGAAAGAAAUGAGUGGAAGAAUGAAGUCGUAUGGAAAGAAUUUCGGAUCCAUUGGUUUCAUGUUUUCAGGUACUGAAUGCAUUUUGGAAACCAUACGAGCAAAAAGCGACUGGCGGAACGGAACAUAUUCCGGUGCAAUUGUGGGUGGAAUUCUGGGUCUCCGAGCAGGUAUCAAGCCGGCAAUGUGGGGUGCAGCUGGAUUUGCUGCUUUUUCCACCCUUAUUGAUCACUGGAUGAGAGGAUGA